UUGACUUAGUCUUUUUCUUACAAUCUUACUGUAUUUUUCUAUUCCCUCCUCUCCAAUUCUCUUUGCUUUACUUGCACAUUUUGUGUUGAAGGCAGAAGACACUACUAUUCUUGUGUUCUAUCCCUCUCAAUAUGGUGCUGAAAAACACAAAGCAAUUAGAGGAAGGUAAUGAUUCCACUUAUGAUAGAAAAGCUGAAGUGAAAGCCUUUGAUGAUUCAAAAGCAGGUGUCAAAGGUUUGGUUGAUUCUGGUGUGGCAAAGAUUCCACGCAUGUUCUAUACCAAAAAGUUCGACAUUACUGAAAACUUAGCUAGUGACUCCAACUUGAGUGUUCCAAUUAUAGACUUCAAAGAUGUCGCCAACAAUCCAGCUUUACGUGUAAAGGCCAUCGACGAAAUUCGAAGUGCUUGUCAUGAGUGGGGAUUUUUUCAGGUGAUUAAUCAUGGAAUUCCUAUUACUAUUUUGGAUGAGAUGAUUGACGGAAUUCGUAGGUUUCAUGAACAAGAUGUUAAUGUAAGAAAAGAGUUUUACACGCGUGAUUUGAAGAAAAAAGUUAUGUAUUACUCCAAUGUAACUUUGUUUAGUGGUCAAGCUGCUAAUUGGAGAGAUACGUUUGGUUUUGCUGUUUCUCCUGAUCCAUUCAAACCCGGUGAUGUACCAACAAUAUGCAGAGAUAUUGUGAUUGAAUAUUCAGAGAAAAUAAGGGGUUUGGGCUUCACAAUAUUUGAGUUAUUGUCAGAGGCACUAGGACUUGAUCCUUCUUAUCUCAAAGAGUUGAAUUGUGCUGAAGGACAGUUUAUUUUGGGUCACUACUAUCCACCAUGUCCUGAACCUGAAUUGACUCUGGGCACUACCAAGCAUACUGAUGGUAAUUUCAUGACAAUACUUCUACAAGAUCAACUUGGUGGCCUUCAAGUUCUUCACGAGAAUCAAUGGGUCAAUGUUCCUCCGGCACGCGGAGCUCUUGUUGUAAACAUAGGAGAUCUGCUACAGAUUAUCACAAAUGACAGAUUUGUAAGUGUUUAUCACCGAGUCUUAUCACAGAACAUAGGCCCAAGAAUUUCUGUAGCAAGCUUCUUUGUGAAUUCUCCUGACCCAAUUGAAGGAACAUCAAAGGUUUAUGGCCCUAUUAAGGAAUUGCUUUCAGAAGAAAACCCACCAAUAUACAAAGACAUCACCAUAAAAGAUUUCUUGGCAUAUUACUAUGCAAAAGGCCUUGAUGGAAACUCUUCCUUGGAGCCUUUCAAGUUGUGAAUUCAACAUGUGAAUGCACUUUUUGGUUCUCUUGGAGUUGGCUAUAAUCUAUUUAAAUAACAAGUCAUGUUUUCCACAAUGUAACAAAUUUCCAAAACUGAAAUAAUACAUUUGUUGAUAUUUCUUAAAUACUUUUGAUUGAACUAAAGAGUUAUUAAGUUCAAA
Cicer arietinum (chickpea) is the source of this 1418-nucleotide messenger RNA. RefSeq names its product 1-aminocyclopropane-1-carboxylate oxidase homolog 1-like. NCBI's taxonomy places the organism in Eukaryota, Viridiplantae, Streptophyta, Magnoliopsida, Fabales, Fabaceae. The record is from RefSeq and is a predicted model, not a curated record.